UCAAGGGUCAAUAUCUGACAGGUCUCUCAGCGCCUCUAUAUAAUACCAUCUGCAAUGUCACUAAGAAGUGCAUCUUCCUGGAACUUUACUUACUCCAAUUCAGCUUAGCAGGCAGACCAAGAGAGCGACGGUGAGAGAGAGACUGCACAUUUUUAAUUGCUGUCUUUGUCAUCCCCCUCCCCCAAAAAUUAUAAGAAACAUGGAAACCAAAGUCCUCUCCUCCGGAUUCAAAUACCAAAACUUGCCGGAAGGUUAUGUCAGACCAGAAUCCGAGCGACCUCGCUUGUCUGAAGUCUCCGAAUGCAAAAACAUUCCUGUAAUUAAUUUGGCCUCGGAGAAUAGAGCCGAAACUGUGCAGCAAGUUGGUGAUGCUUGCAAGUCUUAUGGCUUUUUUCAGGUUAUCAAUCAUGGUGUGUCUACGGAAGCAGUGGAAAAGAUGUUAGGGACGGCCACUGAGUUCUUUAGCCUUCCUGUGGAGGAAAAGAUGAAGUUGUAUUCAGAUGAUCCAUCAAAGACGAUGAGGCUUUCUACAAGUUUUAAUGUGAACAAGGAGAAGGUUCAUAACUGGAGAGACUAUCUCAGACUCCAUUGCUAUCCUCUGGAAAAGUACGUUCCAGAGUGGCCCUCCAAUCCUUCUUCCUUCAAGGACAUUGUGAGUAAGUACUCUGUAGAAGUUCGAGAACUGGGGUUCAGAUUACAGGAGUUAAUAUCAGAGAGUUUAGGGCUGGAGAAAGAUUACAUAAAGUGUACGUUGGGUGAGCAAGGACAGCAUAUGGCCGUGAACUUUUCCCCGCCAUGUCCACAGCCCGAGCUGACUUAUGGGCUGCCAGGACACACUGACCCAAAUGCCCUAACAAUUCUUCUCCAAGACCUCGGGGUUGCUGGCCUUCAAGUUCUCAAGGAUGGCAAAUGGGUUGCUGUCAAUCCCCACCCUAACGCUUUUGUCAUUAACCUUGGCGACCAAUUACAGGCCUUGAGUAAUGGAAUUUAUAAGAGUGUGUGGCACCGUGCCAUUACAAAUACUGACAGAGCAAGGCUAUCAGUGGCUUCAUUCCUCUGCCCACAAGAUGACGCACUGAUCAGCCCAGCAAAGGCUCUUACAGAUGAUGGUUCUGCAGCCAUUUAUAGGGGCUACACGUACACAGAGUAUUAUAAGAAGUUUUGGACUAGGGACUUGAAUGAAGAGCAUUGUUUGGAGCUUUUCAAGACCGAUCAGUAGCCUCAAUUUGUGUCUUGCUAGUUGUUGCCAAUCUGAUUAUAUAUUUCUCGUCAUGGCAUGUAGGGCUGCUUUUAUAACCUGGUGGGGUGGAGGGAUUGCAGCAUGCUAUUGGAAGCCACAGGUUGGCGCAUCGCAGUUGUUCUGAAAGGUUUAAAGUGUCUUGACUUAUGCAUAUGUUGAAUAAUUUCCACUCUGCUGGUUUAUUUUAUUGGUUAUUCUAUUACUCUGAACUACUUGCCUCCAUUGUUGUAACAUCUGGAAUAAUUCGACAGGUUGGCCAUAUAAUUGUUAUUGUAUGCAGCAAGGCCUCUUUGUAAACUUAUUUCAUGUUAUACAGAGGGUUGAGAUGCUCUGUAAGGUUCUGAAUAAUAUCAUGUGAAUGUCUUGUUAUUUCUUCGCAUGAA
Messenger RNA from Prunus dulcis (almond), 1623 nucleotides. Its product is annotated as protein DOWNY MILDEW RESISTANCE 6. Bases 200 to 1219 code for a protein of 339 amino acids. The transcript is spliced from 4 exons. The record is from RefSeq and is a predicted model, not a curated record. NCBI's taxonomy places the organism in Eukaryota, Viridiplantae, Streptophyta, Magnoliopsida, Rosales, Rosaceae.